This is a messenger RNA of Pseudoliparis swirei, 5360 nucleotides long. It is a transcript of the gene znf687b, whose product is annotated as zinc finger protein 687b. The coding region runs from base 1 to 4419 and encodes 1472 amino acids. The record is from RefSeq and is a predicted model, not a curated record. The transcript is spliced from 9 exons. NCBI's taxonomy places the organism in Eukaryota, Metazoa, Chordata, Actinopteri, Perciformes, Liparidae.
AUGUUUAGAUUUUGCGGCAAUUCUCUUAAUUGUGCUCGCAAGCCAGAGCAGGGGGCUGAUGGACAACACGGACAUCUUUAUGGUAAUCACUAUUGUUGCCUGCUGCUCCUAUGUCGAUUUGUUUUUACAGGACUUAAUCCCGGUAUGGGGGACAUGAAGACCCCAGAUUUUGAUGACCUGUUGGCAGCAUUUGACAUUCCUGACAUAGAUGCCAAAGAUGCCAUCCAGUCUGCCCCGGAUGAGUCAGAGGGACCCCACGGAGUUGCAGGUGCACCUCUGGGAAAGUCAGAUGGUGUGGUGGGUAUCGGGUCAUCCUUAAGACCGCCGAGCCCCUCGGACCCCCAGGCGGACACUUCAAUUGUUAGUGUGAUCGUGAAGAAUAAAGUCUGCCUCGAGGCUGCGGACGGAGAGGAGGGCGACACAGACCAGGACCCCAUCGACGUGAUCGCAGGGGUCGAUGUGGGUCCGAGACUCGGGGCGUGCGCCCCUGGAAUGGCUGAAUCUGAGGCGCUCAACCACAACGGUUUUGGGGCAUCGAGUGUGUCCACGCCCCUCCCCCUCAGCCAUUCUAACGGAACGCCGUGGUCAAUAAACACCCCGAAAGUUUCUUCAGAAGCACCGGGCGCAUCGAAGUCUCACAAGCAGGGCGGGAACAUUUUCAACAGACUGAAACCGCUUGUGGCACAGGGGUCUGGAGAUCCAGUGGGCCGGGCGAGGAAGAUGCAGCUUCUGCAGCAGCAACACCAGCAGCAGCAGGAUACGGGCCAAGAGCGGGCCGACGGCGUCAAAGCGUCGUUACCUUCGUCUUCCUCCCUAUCGGCCGGGUCGUCUCCUCCGGCUGCAGGCGGGGCGGUCGGACUCGCCUCGCCUUUCUUUCCCGCUCCACCCUCCGCCCUAUCGGCACACCCGCUGCACUCGUCUCAGCCUUUUAACGGAGCUCCCAAAGGUGGCCCUGCUGGAUUUCAGCACCAACAGAUGGAGGAGGAGGAGGAGGAUGAUGAUGAGGAUGAUGAGGAGGAUGAUGAGUCUGACCCUGAUUUGGAGAGUCCUCUGGUGAUCCAAGAGGGCCCCGACUCCCCGACAUGCACUCAGCCGAGCCGCCGUUACAAGUCGGACUCCGUCUCAACGCAGCCCACCUCUUCGACGGCGUCUCACCCGAAGCCUGGGGACGCUCCCUCAGGGGCGUCUCUGACUUCAUCCACGCCCCAGUCCGGCUCAAUGGAGAGUCCCCAGCUGGAGGACAGACACCCGGAACACGUCAUCGAAGAGCGAGACUCGCCGGAGAGUCCUGAGCCAGAGGCGCCAAAAUCUCAAGCUGCAUCAAAAAGGAGCUCCAGCCCCGCAGUGGCCUCCACUCCUCCUCCCACUGAACUGCGGGACCCCAAAGAGGAGGAGGAAGAGAUUGAAGUGAACAAUGGGAUCGAGAAGGUCGCCGAUGGAAAAGCAGACAAGGGAGACACCGGGAGAACGAGCGAGGAGAAGACGGAGGCAGAUGAUGCAAAGCUUCAAUCUGUGUCCACUGAUGGAGAAGCAGGCGUUGCUGCACCUGCUGCUUCUGGAGCUCCAGCCCGACCCCUCAAAGUCCGAAUAAAAACGAUUAAAACGUCCACAGGCGGAAUCACCAGGACCGUGACGAGGGUCGCUCCUAAAGGUGGGCCGGCGGGAAAAGGUCAGGACAAAACUGGGGAACGUAAGGUUUUGGGAAACAAGGGCCAGAAGCUUGAAGCGUCCUCGGGUCACAUGACCACAACCUCCCAGAAAGUAAGCGCUCUCAACGCUCUGCCCGUGUCCACGCUGGCGGCCAGCAGCGUGAUGCUCGCCGCCGCCUCCAAGGUCCAGAACAAAAUGGCUGCGUCUGACAAGGCCAAGGUGUCCGCCACGGCGGUCAGCAUCACGAAGUCCGCGGCGCUGCCCGCGACUCCCGCCGUGGCCUCCUCUCCCAAGUUCUCCGUUGCCGCGGGCGGGAUCAGCGUGCGCACGUCCACGAACAAGACGGCCGGCGGCGCCCUGCAGCCGAACAAACCGGCCUCCAUCGUCAACAGCACGGGGGCCGUCAUCUCCCGCAGCCAGUCGAGCCUGGUGGAGGCGUUCAACAAGAUCCUGAACAGCAAGAACCUCUUGCCGAGCUACAAGCCGGACCUCUCGGCGCCGCCGCCGCCCGAGUGGGGCCUCCCGCUGCCGGCCGCGGGGUACCGGUGCCUGGAGUGCGGCGACGCCUUCGCCCUGGAGCGCAGCCUGGCUCGGCACUACGACCGGCGGUCGCUCCGCAUCGAGGUGACGUGCAACCACUGCGCCAAGAGGCUGGCCUUCUUCAACAAGUGCAGCCUGCUGCUGCACGCCAGGGAACACAAGGAGCGCGGGCUGGUCAUGCAGUGCUCGCACCUGGUCAUGAGGCCCGUCACCGUGGAGCAGAUGAUCGGUCAGCAGGACAUGGCGCCCAUCGGCGGCCCGCUCACCUCUUCGUCCUCCUCCCCUCCAGUCUCAUCCCCUUCGACCACGUCCGGGGGCCCCGCCGUCUCUGCCGGCUCCAGUCCCAUGAAGGAGGGCUCGGCUCCGGCGACGCCUCGUCCGGUCCGCCGCGCCCCCCAGGGCCCCCAAGCACUGAUGCCUCUGCCUUGCAAGAAGGCCGAGCUUCUGCAGUACAACAGCUACAAAUGUCCGGAGUGCCAAUCGCAAUUCUCGGGCAAGGCCGAGCUGGUCACCCACUUCCAGCAGAUCAGAGCGGCUCCCAACUCGACGUGUACGCAAUGCUCGCCUCCCAUGAUGCUGCCCAACUCGUGCGCCGUGUCGGCCCACCAGAGGGUCCACAAACACCGAGCGCCUCACGUCUGUCCCGAGUGUGGGGGCAUCGCCCGGCAGGCCAGCUUCCAGACCCACCUGGAGGAGGCGUGUCUGCACUUCGCCAGGCGCAUUGGAUACAGGUGCUCGAGCUGCCAGGUCGUGUUCGGAGGGUUGAACUCCAUCAAGUCCCACAUUCAGACCGCUCACUGCGAGGUCUUCCACAAGUGCCCCAGCUGCCCCAUGGCCUUCAAGUCUUCCCCCAGCGCCCAGAGCCACAUCAGCACCCAGCACCCAACGCUGACCGGAGGACAGGCCAAAAUGAUCUACAAGUGUGUGAUGUGCGAUACGGUUUUUACCCAGAAACCCUUGCUCUACAUGCACUUUGACACCCAUUUAGCCAAGCAAAAAGUGCACGUGUUCAAGUGUCCUGACUGCACCAAGCUCUACGCCCAGAAAGGAUCCAUGAUGGAACAUAUUAAGACGGCUCACAGAGGGCCGUCAGCCAAACAGACAGAGUCUCAGCCCGACGCCUCCACCGCCUCCACCGCCGCCUCGGCCCCGACCAACACGUCCGGCCCCUCCGGCCCCAAAUCAAAGUCCUCUGGGAAACCGGACAACUCUGACGGAGAGGACUGGGGUCGGGACCAGGAGGAGGAAGACGACGAGGAGGAAGAGGACGACGAGGACGACGACGGGGACGAGGACUACGAGGCUCCGGGGGCUAACUCGACCGCCGCGGGCGGCAGCAGCAGUCAGCCCCCCGCCCCCACGGAGUGGACCUGCCCCCAGUGUCAGUCCACCUUCACCGACAACGAAGACUAUUUGAGUCACGUGAAGACAGAGCACGGCAAGUUUCCUUGUCGUAUCUGUGGAGGCACGUUCAGCACGUCUUCCAGCCUGAGACGUCACGAGCGCGUCAUUCAUGAGGGCAAUAAGAGAGUCUUCCACUGCCAGUAUUGUACAGAAGGGAAACGCACCUUUGGUAGUCGAUUCUUACUGGACAAGCACAUUCGGCUCCAUCACAGAACCACAGAUGGACAGGAAAGACCCAUGACCAGGAAGCGAGCAGCCACAGGGGGAGAGGGACCAGGGAGCUCCUCGGAGCAGGACGGCGAGGGCGGCCCCCCCGGAGGCAGGGCAGGAGACGAGGAAGAGAACGGCCCCGAGGACGGCGAGGAGUUCGCCGCAGCUCCUGCGAAGAGAAGCAGGACGUCCGCGGCCCCCAACGAGCCGGAGGAGGAAGACAACAUUUUUCGCUGCGUCCCCUGCGGCUUCUCCACCGAGGAUGGGGCGGAGUUCCAGCGCCACAUCCCCCAGCACCGGGCCGACACCGCCUCCUUCCAGUGCCUGCAGUGCGGCGUCUGCUUCGCGUCCGCCGGCUCCCUCAGCAGGCACCGCUUCAUCGCUCACCGCGUGCGGGACGCCCACGGCGACGCGGAGCGCGGCACCCAGCGCGCCCACGCCACGCCCGACGGCUCGCCCGCCGGCUCCCCUCAGGCGCAGGGCGAGGACGGAGAUGGGAACCUGAUCUGCAAGGUGUGCGGCCGGCGUUUCGACAAGGCCUCGGACCUCAACACUCACUUCAGGACCCACGGCAUGGCCUUCCUCACCGCACACAAGACGGACAAGCCCCAGUAGAGGGGCGGGGUCGAAAGAGACCGACAGAUCACCUCCAAUGAGGCGUUCGGGAGGGGUCACGAUGGAGGAAGAGAGGCUGCAGAAGAUGAAUGUCGACCCCGAGAUGAAACAGUUGGAAUCUAAUCUACGGCGCCUCCUCUGUGCAAUUGUAACUGCAUGUUUGGUCCUUUUGGUCACUUCCCUGAACACACCUGUGAGACUCAAACAGCCCUCUGAGUAAAGCAUUUAUAUAUCAGCCAUACUGUGUGAUACAUCUUGUCCUUCCAUCUCACUCUGCACUGACUGUAGCCACCCGUUUUUGUUUUGUUUUUGUGUGACACCGUAAACACGUACACCUCACAGGAGUGCCGAUAUUUUUGUACCCAACCUAUCGUUUGUGCUAUUCAUACUCAUUCGACUCAUUAUUUCGGCAUUAGAUGGCUUUUAAAACUCGAGACAUCUGAAGCAUGAAGGGGAGCGUUUGGAGAAAUUAAACACAUUUUUAUGUUGCUAUAAUAUUUAUUUGUACGAAACACAUUACUGCUGUCGGUACUUGUGCGAGUCGGUCGACUUCCCUCCAGCAGAGACUUGAGAUGAGAACCUCUGAAGACAUUUCAUUUGGAGACGCGGUUAUUGGAGGUCCGUAGCCUGUGUCGUGUGAACAAUGUGUGAUGUUAAGCUAGAAGAAGAGCGGUCGGGCUUCCUGCCGGUAGUAUACGUGUACGUUUGCCAUGUAAAUACAUAUUACACUAAAAAGAAAGCAGUCUGGUUUUAGUAACUUGCUAUGAUAAUGUGAAUACGUAUAGUAUUUGUACCGUUCUUUUUUUUCUUCUUUCUACAAACAAUUUAAAGUUCAAAAGAAUCCCCCCAGAGGUAAGCUAUACAUUGUAAUUACAAAGCAGCGGGAGCUACGUGGUGGUUGUGUUGUCUUAAUGUGUACCAAUACAUAAGUUCUUUUUUUA